Messenger RNA from Penicillium mononematosum, 1005 nucleotides. RefSeq names its product U2-type spliceosomal complex subunit CWC24. The record is from RefSeq and is a predicted model, not a curated record. Gene Ontology annotation, biological process: snoRNA splicing. Gene Ontology annotation, cellular component: U2-type spliceosomal complex. Lineage: Eukaryota; Fungi; Ascomycota; Eurotiomycetes; Eurotiales; Aspergillaceae. Gene Ontology annotation, molecular function: metal ion binding. The transcript is spliced from 2 exons. Bases 1 to 1005 code for a protein of 334 amino acids.
AUGGGUGAAGAAACAGAAGUCGCAGACGCCGUGCCCCAAGUCGCUUUCAAGAAGCGCUCCAAGGGCAAAGCCAACUUUCGCAAGAAGCCCGCAACGCCACCUCCUGCGUCUGACUCCGACUCCGACUUUGUAUCUUCCGACGACGAAGAAGGGCGACGGAUCAAGAGGCGGCGCAAGAAUGCAGCUGUCACCGCAUCGUCCACAUCAAAUGCGACAAGGAAACAGCGCCCAGAAGACGAACCUACAACCGCGGGACCCGCUCCAUUGACCUCGAGCAACGAUGCCACAAAGGCUUCCGACUGGUAUGACGAGAACCUGAGCGAAAAGAAUUUAUUGGGCACAACCCGGGCAAAACCAGUCCCUACCUCACAGCCGGACGGAACCUACAAGGGUGCCGCCAACUAUCAAUCUUUCAUCCAGAAGAACCCUGAUGCACCAGGGAAAUUCGGUCCUGUCAAAGCUGCGACCAAUGUCAGGACUAUCACAGUGACAGACUUUGCCCCCGAUGUGUGCAAAGAUUGGAAACAAACUGGCUACUGUGGCUUUGGAGACAGCUGUAAAUAUCUCCAUUCUCGAGAGGCAUACAAGGCAGGAUGGGAGCUGGAUCGUGACUGGGAAAUCAACACCAAGGGCAAGCAGUUAAGUGGGCGAGUGGUUUCACAGCGAAAGGGCGCGGGCAAAAUUGCCGAGGAUGACAAUGAUGACGAGGAGGAUGAGUUGCUAGAGAGCAUCCCGUUCGCCUGUAUCAUCUGCUUGAAGCCCUAUAAAGAACCUAUCAUCACCAAAUGUGGGCACUAUUUCUGUGAAGCCUGUGCCCUACAGCGAUACCGGAAAACCCCGUCGUGUGCUGCCUGUGGCGAGGGGACUGGGGGUGUCUUCAACGUCGCAAAGAAGUUGAAUACUUUGCUGAACAAGAAGCGGGAACGUGCGCGCAAGAUUCGAGAGGAGGCGAUUGCAAAUGGGGAGGAGGUCAGCGAUGAAGAAGAGGGUGAUGAUAGUGGUUAG